Molecule: messenger RNA, 1692 nt
Organism: Colletotrichum abscissum
Lineage: Eukaryota; Fungi; Ascomycota; Sordariomycetes; Glomerellales; Glomerellaceae
Exons: 1
Coding region: 1-1692 (563 amino acids)
Biological process (GO): positive regulation of transcription by RNA polymerase II
Cellular component (GO): nucleus
Molecular function (GO): DNA-binding transcription factor activity, RNA polymerase II-specific; zinc ion binding; transcription cis-regulatory region binding
Source: RefSeq, a predicted model, not a curated record
AUGCCGCGCAGACGAGAUCCCUCCAAGCAGGUAUCUAGACGAAGCCACCGCGGCUGUCACCGCUGCCGUCUACACAAGAUCCGGUGCGACGAGGCGAAACCUCACUGUGGGCCCUGUACUUCCCGUGGCUACGCCGACUGCGUCUACGCCCAGGUCCUGAAAUGGGAAACGGACUACGUUGGUCGCGCCUUUGGGAGGGCCGGCGUGUGGUCGAAAUCUGGGACGGGCGGCAAUAACAAGAAGAAAUCCGCGACGCCGCCUUCCACCCUGGACAACUACUGGUGUCUCCCUACCCACGUUCACUCUUUUGGUUUCUUGAACUCCUUCAUCACCGACUUUGAGAGGGAAGAGUCUUCGUCGUCCUCCAGUGAUGACAGCUCUACGGAUGAGCGCAAAUCAGCAGCUCUUACACUGAGAAAGAACUUGGGCUGUAUCAACCGGCCGGUGAGAUACGUUCAACUCGACAGCCAGGCCGAAUCACAUUUGUUAUCGUACUACCUGGAUCGAAUCUGUCCCAUGACAGUCCCAUGUGCUUCAGGCGAAUCUCCUUUUUCCGCACUCAUCUUCCCCUUCGCCGUCUCAUCCGCCUCGCCAGCCCUCAUGCACGCCCUCCUGGGCCUCGCCGCUUCACACAGAGCAAGAUCAGACUGCACAUAUCAGCCGGUAGCUCUAAGCUACUCAGCCAAAGUCAUCCGAUCGCUGCGCUUAACCCUCGAAAAUAAGUCGUCCAUCGACAUCGCAGCCAACUCGGAGAUUCUCGUCCUGAUGAUGCUGCUCUGCCAGCUUGAAAUCAUUGCAGAGUGCGACAAGCGCUGGGUCACGCAUCUGCGCGGGGCCCGAGACCUCAUCAGGUUCAGACGCCAAGGCAUGACUUCGGACGCCGCCAAGAUGGCGGCGCGGCAGCAGAGUCCGUGGGAGCGAAUCAUCAAGUUCACCGAGCGGUAUUUUGCCUUUUACGACGUCAUGGGACGAACUGCGUGCGGCGAGGAGCCCAUUUUCGGUAACGACUUUUGGUCCGCGCAGGAGGACGAGGGUCUUGAUCUCUGGAUGGGCUGCUCGCCGCAGCUGGUCAGUAUCAUUGGCGAGAUUACGGAGCUCAGCUUCAAGUACCAUCGCAUGUCAUCUUCGACGGCGGAGGACUGCUGGCAGGAUCUUGAGCGCCAGCGGAUCAGGUUGACUUGUCUGCUCCAGCAGUCGCAUCUGAAGAGCGACAGCGCAGACGAAAUCAUUAGGAAUACUGUCGAGUUGAAGCGGUUGACGGUAGAGCUCUACCUUCACUCUGCUCUCAACGACUCAACUCCCGCGACGCUUGUGAUUCGGCAGAACGUGAAGAAGAUUUUGCGUCUCGUCGCGGUGUUGCUCGAGGCGGAUGUCAAAGCUGGGCUCACAUGGCCGCUCUUCAUGGCAGCCUGCCAACUCGAUCCCACAGAGGAGCUUGAAUGGGCCGAGGGAGAUGUCGAGGACAGAACCUCACCCCGCUACGCUCGUCCAUUUGUACUCUAUGUUCUCGACAAGUUGGCAGAUUCGCUCUGCAAUGUCACUCGGACCCGUUCCGUGAUUGAAAAGGUCUGGAAACAACGCGAGGCGGCAUCGUUCUUGUCGUCGGAUCGGCAGCUAUCCCCCAGCCCCAAGGCUUUUAACGACUGGGCUCGAUUCGUGGCACCAUUCUGCCAUAAUAUUAGUCUGGCUUGA